This is a messenger RNA of Wallemia mellicola CBS 633.66, 785 nucleotides long. RefSeq lists its product as hypothetical. Gene Ontology annotation, cellular component: mediator complex; core mediator complex. The transcript has 5 exons. Gene Ontology annotation, molecular function: transcription coregulator activity. Lineage: Eukaryota; Fungi; Basidiomycota; Wallemiomycetes; Wallemiales; Wallemiaceae. Gene Ontology annotation, biological process: regulation of transcription by RNA polymerase II. Bases 12 to 785 code for a protein of 257 amino acids. The record is from RefSeq and is a predicted model, not a curated record.
CAACGAGGAGGAUGGACAGCGAAACAAUAGAAGUUGGCAGUACAUUCCCCGCACCACCUUCACAAUACAAGUACUUUAGUCAGGAUAAUUUAGAUUUACUAGAGGGUCUUCCUACCGACAUACCAGCUACUAAGGAAGCAUUCGUGGAGUGGUAUAACAAAACCAAGGGUGAAGAUAUAGACGUUGAUUUACGCACUACACUCGUUAAACCCCGCGUUGAUUGGAUUCUAGAGGAUGGUUAUUAUAGCGCAUACGGUGAACUUUGGCCGCUCAAAGAGAGUCUCCCAUCGUUGAAAGAGAGCGGUGUAGAGCAACUAUACCCAGAUGACUUGCCAGAUAAGAAACCAGUCUUGCAUUCUCUCCUGCGGACUAUUUUGAUGACACACUUUGAUAUUACACGGGAAUUGACUGCUGCCCCACCACCACUCAAUGCCGAUCCGCUGUCGAGAGUGAGGGAUAAGAUUGAGCAUAUUAGAUUGACGGGCAUCAAUAUGCAUCAUAUCAUUAACGAGCUACGCCCGAUGCAGGCGAAAGAAACCCUCAACUACCUCCAGCAACAACAGCAAGACAAACGGAAAACAAAGAUAGAAGAAAUCAAAGCCAAGCAUGAAGAGAUAAGGCAAAAUAUAGCCACACUACAGCAAGCAUCGGCUCAGACUAUAGAGAGGGUCACGAAGAAGGAGAAUUCCCUCAAUGCUGAGCAAACUGACACGACAAUCGAAACUACGAACAAAUCAAAUGCAUCGAAUAUAAACCAGCUACUAGAACUCAUAAAUGAUUUGUAA